AGCGGAAGUGACGCAGUCUCGCGAGACGGAGGACUCCGCAAGCCUCGGCGGCCCGGAACCGGCCUUAGACCGGCGGCGUUGCCUGAGGCGGCUGGCGCUCCCGCCCCAUGGAGCGGCCCCCGGGGCUGCGGCCGGGCGCGGGCGGCCCCUGGGAGAUGCGGGAACGGCUUGGCACCGGCGGUUUCGGGAACGUCAGUCUGUACCAGCACCGGGAACUUGAUCUCAAAAUAGCAAUUAAGUCUUGUCGUUUAGAGCUAAGUUCCAAAAACAGAGAGCGAUGGUGCCAUGAAAUCCAGAUCAUGAAAAAGUUGGACCAUGCGAAUGUUGUAAAGGCCUGUGAUGUCCCUGAGGAAUUGAACUUUUUAAUUAACGAUGUGCCUCUUCUGGCAAUGGAGUACUGUUCUGGAGGGGACCUCCGGAAGCUACUCAACAAACCAGAAAAUUGUUGUGGACUUAAAGAAAGCCAGAUACUUUCUUUACUGAGUGACAUAGGAUCUGGGAUCCGAUAUCUGCAUGAAAACAAAAUUAUACAUCGAGAUCUAAAACCUGAAAAUAUAGUUCUUCAAGAUGUUGGUGGGAAGACAAUACAUAAAAUAAUUGAUUUGGGUUAUGCCAAAGAUGUUGAUCAAGGAAGUCUCUGUACAUCUUUUGUGGGAACAUUGCAGUAUUUGGCCCCAGAGCUCUUUGAAAAUAAGCCGUACACAGCCACUGUGGAUUAUUGGAGCUUUGGGACCAUGGUGUUUGAAUGUAUUGCUGGAUAUAGGCCUUUUUUGCAUCAUCUGCAGCCAUUUACCUGGCAUGAGAAGAUUAAGAAGAAAGAUCCAAAGUGUAUAUUUGCAUGUGAAGAGAUGACUGGAGAAGUUCGGUUUAGUAGCCAUUUACCUCAGCCAAACAGCCUUUGUAGUUUAAUAGUAGAGCCAAUGGAAAGCUGGCUCCAAUUGAUGCUGAAUUGGGACCCACAGCAGAGAGGGGGACCUAUUGAUCUUACUUUGAAGCAGCCAAGAUGUUUUGCAUUAAUGGAUCACAUUCUCAAUUUAAAGAUAGUGCACAUCCUAAAUAUGACUUCUGCAAAAAUCAUUUCUUUUCUGUUACCAUGUGAUGAAAGUCUUCAUUCACUACAGUCUCGAAUUGAGCGUGAAACAGGAAUAAAUACAGGUUCUCAGGAGCUUCUGUCAGAGACAGGGAUUUCUCUGGAUCCUCGGAAACCAGCCUCUCAGUGUGUUCUAGAUGGAGUUAGAGGCUGUGAUAGCUACAUGGUUUAUUUGUUUGAUAAAAGUAAGACUGUAUAUGAAGGACCAUUUGCAUCCAGAAGUUUAUCUGAUUGUGUAAAUUAUAUUGUACAAGACAGCAAAAUACAACUGCCAAUUAUACAGCUGCGGAAAGUAUGGGCUGAAGCAGUGCACUACGUAUCUGGGCUAAAGGAAGACUACAGCAGGCUCUUCCAGGGACAAAGAGCAGCAAUGUUAAGUCUUCUUAGAUAUAAUGCUAACUUGACAAAAAUGAAGAAUACUUUGAUCUCAGCAUCACAGCAACUCAAAGCUAAAUUGGAGUUUUUUCGAAAAAGCAUUCAGCUUGACUUGGAGAGAUAUAGUGAGCAGAUGACUUAUGGGAUAUCUUCAGAAAAAAUGUUAAAAGCAUGGAAAGAAAUGGAAGAAAAGGCCAUUCACUAUUCUGAGGUUGGUGUCAUUGGUUAUCUUGAGGAUCAAAUUAUGUCUUUGCACACUGAAAUCAUGGAGCUGCAGAAGAGCCCCUAUGGACGACGCCAGGGAGACUUGAUGGAGUCUCUGGAGCAGCGUGCCAUUGAUCUCUAUAAGCAGCUAAAGCACAGACCUCCUGAUCACUUGUACAGCGACAGCACAGAGAUGGUGAAGAUCAUCGUGCACACCGUGCAGAGUCAGGACCGUGUUCUCAAGGAGCUGUUUGGUCACCUGAGCAAGUUGUUGGGCUGCAAGCAGAAGAUUAUUGAUCUACUCCCCAAGGUGGAAGUGGCCCUCAGUAACAUCAAAGAAGCUGACAAUACUGUCAUGUUUAUGCAGGGAAAGAGGCAGAAAGAAAUUUGGCACCUCCUUAAAAUUGCCUGUACACAGAGUUCUGCCCGCUCUCUUGUAGGAUACAGUCUAGAAGGCACAGUAACCCCUCCAGUAUCAGCAUGGCUGCCCCCUACAUUAGCAGACCGUGAACAUCCUCUGACAUGUGUGGUAACUCCUCAAGAUGGGUGGGUUUACUUUGUAACAAUAGGCAGUUGUGUUUCAGGGAAAGGGGGAGGACAGAGGUGGCAAGCAUGGUGGUUAAUGGUGCCUUCAGACCCGGGCUCUCAGUUUUCUUCUUCUUCUUUUUUUUUUUUUUUUUUUUGGUUUUUGGUUUUUGGUUUUUGGAGAUAGGAGAUAGGAUUUCUCUGUAUAGUUCUCACUGUCCUAGAACUCACUCUGUAGACCAGACUGGCCUCAAACUUAGAAAUCCACCUGCCUCUGCCUCCCGAGUGCUGGGAUUAAAGGCGUGCACCACCACGCCUGGCUUUUGUGAGGUCUAUUUCUUAAAUUAAAAUUUUUCAGUGCUUUAAAUCAUUUGCAAGUAAGAACUCAGAUUUGCAGCGCUGUAUUUUGUCUCUAGUUCCUCCUCUUCUGCUUAAAGCUGAAUGUCUGUCCGUCUGUUAUUUUCCCAGCGUAAGGUGUGCCGUGGUCAGGAGGCUCUUUGCUAGCUUGUGCACUGUCGCUUUUCUCUCGGCUCAUGGAGACCUCCACAGCACCAAGCACUUCCCACAGGUCUCCCCCUGAUUAGUUUUACAGACAUGCUCUCAUGUUACAUGGCUGCUCGGGAGGUCACAUAGUGGCAUGCUCUGUGCUGCCUUUAUGAGAGAGCAAGCACAUGGCAGGAAGGCAAGCGCUUCCAGGUAUUUCCUUGUAAAGAAAGCGAGUUCCAGGGCAGGUCUCGGGCUCACUAACUGUGUGGCCCAGGAUGAGCAUGUAAACAAGUAGAGUGGAGAGUGGGAUUCUACAGACUUGAGAAGAUUCUCCGUUAGAGCUGAAGGAAGUAAAGUUUAGUACAUACUAAUCCUCAGCUCUCUAGGAAACUUCCAGUCUGAGUCUGCGGUUGUUUCCAACAGCAUAUCUUUAUCAAAAGAUACAUGUUCUGAUAAACGAAAGCUGAUCUUAAUUAUAAUGUACCGCUGGUACUUCAUAACCAAGGAUUAGGAAGUUGUUAGCAUGAUAUUUUCUAAAUCAGUACUUAGUUUUAAGCUAACAGUGGAUGUUAUAUAUGGCUUACAGUGUGAUAAAGGAGGGACUGAGGGCUGGUGAAGGAUGAUGGCAGAGGACAUAUGGAAGAGGAAACAUGAAGGGAGAAGCUAGAGUCAAGGCCACCUUCACAUACAAGAAACCAGGGAUACUUGUUGUUCAUGGUUUCAUCUGCUGUCUUCAUCGGUCGGCUUGCUUGUUUUCAUUGCUACUGUCUGUGGUUUCGAACCAGUGUUUCUUUCCUGGAUCUCUGGAGACCGGACUGCACUUUGACUCUUCCCCUGUGUUUGUGUGUGAAGUGAACAUGCUGGUGUUUUACUGUCUGUAAAAGAAAAAGAAAGCAAUCCAGAAACAAACAAGCAAAAAUGUAUUCCGUUUGUCAAUACCAAGGGACCUUCCCCUAAUCUGGUACUUGUUAGCAGGGAGGGCGGGAGGCUGCUACCAGUGCCACCUCUUUCAAAA
This is a messenger RNA of Mus musculus (house mouse), 3695 nucleotides long. RefSeq names its product conserved helix-loop-helix ubiquitous kinase (gene Chuk). NCBI's taxonomy places the organism in Eukaryota, Metazoa, Chordata, Mammalia, Rodentia, Muridae. Gene Ontology annotation, molecular function: ATP binding; protein kinase activity; IkappaB kinase activity. The record is from RefSeq and is a predicted model, not a curated record. Bases 108 to 2381 code for a protein of 757 amino acids. Gene Ontology annotation, biological process: cellular response to virus; positive regulation of interferon-alpha production; integrin-mediated signaling pathway. The transcript is spliced from 19 exons. Gene Ontology annotation, cellular component: IkappaB kinase complex; CD40 receptor complex; cytoplasmic side of plasma membrane.